CCUGCAUGUAUGUAUGCCUUCCCUGAUAUACCUCGAGAUAAGGCUCGCCGAGUCGCACACGCUUCGACUGUUUUCCGAGAUGUACUAUCGGCAGGAGGAUCCAUCGCAACUCAGGACAACGUGAGUAGGGAGAAGGAACCUGCAGAAGGCGAACCAACCGCCCUUGACGAGGGUGAAAAUCCUUCGGGCCUGGUGCCAGACGUACUGUCAGCCAAGUUCUUCGCUCUGGGAGCGCAAUUUGUCAUUCUCCAAAAUCUGUGCAACCAGGACUUGCGAUUUAAGAAAUUCUAUGACCUGGUCGGCUCUAGUGGGAAAGCUGGCUUGUCAGCAUUGCUUCUCGAACGGUGGUCUUCCAUCGUUAGUCUUGAGAGCUCCAAGAAAAACUAUGAUUGUGCUAUCAUGGCCCGACGGGCGAUGGGCCGCGUUGAAACGCCAGGGGCGUUGACAAAAACACCAGCUUGGACGAUCGAGCACACCACUUUCACAAAGGCGGAUUGGAUUGAUGGAGACGUUGUGUUCUUGGACGGGACUGUGUUCAAGUGCCUAGAUGAAGGCGUGCUUUUUCGCCGUUUUCAGGAACGACUAGGGGCUCUUCAAGCGGGUUCGUUUGUCGUGGUAUUCACGUUUUCCUCGGAGCAGCUCUUGAGCGGGGACUUCAAGUUGAUUUACAGCAACACGCAUAGGUACACUACCGCCGACGGGCGUGCCGGCGGGAGAUUCACGUCCUGGCUGUUCAAGACCCUGAUGCACAGCAAUGACCACCGAGUCGGGGUGCCCGAAUUCAAACCUGAUGGCAAUAGAAAUGGUUGUAGUGAAAGCAACCUUCAAGGCAGACAAGCUGCAGUAUUUGAAGAUGGUUCUGGGCUGGCACAUACGCGGAACUAG
Messenger RNA from Ectocarpus siliculosus, 885 nucleotides. NCBI's taxonomy places the organism in Eukaryota, Phaeophyceae, Ectocarpales, Ectocarpaceae. The record is from the annotation of a GenBank genome assembly.